Messenger RNA from Leguminivora glycinivorella, 3073 nucleotides. RefSeq names its product mediator of RNA polymerase II transcription subunit 25-like. Bases 147 to 2396 code for a protein of 749 amino acids. Gene Ontology annotation, cellular component: mediator complex; transcription regulator complex. Lineage: Eukaryota; Metazoa; Arthropoda; Insecta; Lepidoptera; Tortricidae. Gene Ontology annotation, biological process: positive regulation of transcription by RNA polymerase II. The record is from RefSeq and is a predicted model, not a curated record. The transcript is spliced from 16 exons.
UUUCGAUUUCGGGCAUCCGUGAUGCUGUGCUGUAGGAUAAGGCUUCGGUUUUCUGCUUGUGUUCAUUGAAUAUUUAAACAAUACGCAUUAUAAAACAGAUUAUAUGAUGAUUCAUUACUAAGUGCACGCUUUAUAAAACUACAAAAAUGGUGGUUAAUGCCCCUGAGACGCCAAUACAGGCGGAGUUGAUAUUCGUCAUCGAGGCGACUUCAACAAAUGGGGCAUAUAUCAGCGAAUUAAAAACGAAUUAUAUCAUACCUACGCUUGAGUAUUUCCACGGAGGUGCACUAGAGGAGGGUGGUGGCAAUGGCUCCGUGUAUGGUAUUGUGACAUAUCAGGCAGCGGACAACUUGCUGGCUCUGCCUGUGAACACAUUUGGGCCAUUCACAUGCCCGCAGACAGUUGUAGAAACUAUUGAUAAGAUACAGUUUAUAGGAGGCCAAGCAGAGAGCCGAGCGUGCAUCACCGAGGCCCUGGUGGCAGUGGCUGCGUGCUUCGAGGAGCUCGGACGGACUGACAAGUCGAGACAUGUGCUGCUGCUGUGCUGUUCGCCCCCUUAUUCCGCUUAUGCUGGGGGAUUGGUGCCACCAGGUGCGCCGGGAACCAUAGAGCUGGCAGCCCGCCUCCUAGGCUCCAGUGGAGCUCAGCUGUCUAUCGCUGCGGCCAGACGUCUCCCUGCACUCUUGAAGCUGUACGAACACGCUGGCGGGGACACACAUCAUGCACAACUGAGGAAUUACGCUAAGGACCCUCGGCACCUAGUGUUGCUCCGCGGCUUCAGCCUUAAGGAGCGCCCGCCGAGCCCCGCGCCGCCGCCGGCGCCCGAGGCGCCCCCAGACAUAUAUGGUCAAGGCCGAGGCGCACCGCCGGCGGCGCCCAGGCCGCCACAGUUCCGGCCCACGGCCGCCGUCCGCCCCAACGCGGGCUGGCUGCCGCCGCCGCGCAACCCCUUGUACGACAACUCUGCCUUAGUGCGACAACUGACGCAGCCUUCAUACCCGCCCCCACAGCCUGGUAUCCAACGCAUGCCCGGUAUGAUGGCAGCAGGUCCUUCCACCGGGGCGGCUCCCACUCCUCAACGGACCUACAUCUGGAGCGGAGUACUAGAAUGGAUGGAGAAGGGAAAGAAUCCUGGAGAUCAGCAGAAGGUUACCAAGCAUCUACCAUGCCAAGUGUCAGCCAACUCGAAAGACAUAGAGCCAGAACUGAAAGUGGACACCUGGCCCAACAAACUCCUGAUGCAGCUGAUGCCCAAACAGCUGAUCAGCAACAUCGGAGGGCAGUACCUCAAGGAUAGCAAAUCCGUGCUGUUCCAUCUUCAGCAAAACGAGGCACUGGAAGCGCUUACCAAAGUCAUGGUUAAUGGAUUUGCCGGCUGCGUACACUUCUCACCAAUGUCCUCACCACCGCAAUGUGAUAUCAAAGUACUCAUCCUACUAUACACGCCUGACAAGAAAGCGUACCUCGGCUUCAUACCUAACAACCAAGCUACGUUCGUCGAUCGACUUAGAAAGGUGAUCCAGCAGCAGAAGAUGACUCAGAUCAUCAACAAACAGAUGCCACCAGCUGUCAGUUCGGCUCCUAUGCCCGGUGCAAUGCCUACAGCCACAAUGGCAGGAGCAGGAACGAUGCAGCCAACCAUGUCCUCGGCCGGCAUGUCCAGCGGCGGCAUGAGCGGCAUGGGCAUGGGCGGCGGCAUGGCGGCCGGCAUGGGCUCGCUGCCGCUCGGCCCGCAAGCCCCCAGUCCGCAGGGCAUACACCAGCAGAUGCAUCCCCAGGUCUACAGCGCUAGUCAAAUGUCUCGCGGCAUAUCCGGCGGCGGCAUGAGCGGCAUGGGCAUGGGCGGCGGCAUGGCGGCCGGCAUGGGCUCGCUGCCGCUCGGCCCGCAAGCCCCCAGUCCGCAGGGCAUACACCAGCAGAUGCAUCCCCAGGGCAUGAUGGGAAUGGGUGGUAACAUGGGCGGCCAGGUCCCCCAACAACAACAACAGGCUCCAGGCGGCAAAGGACCCCGGCCCUCACAGCUGGAUGGGCUGGAAGCCGCGCGGCAGCAGAACCUGGAGAAGAUCCAGCAAUUGCAGCAGACGCUCGAGGCUGCUCAUCAACAGGAAGCGCAGUUUAAGAGCCAGAUGGACAUCAUGUCGCACCUGCAAGCAGCACAACAACAGGAGCAGCACUACAAACAGCUGGAGGAGCAACGCAAGCACCAGCAGCAGCUCCAACUCCAGCAGCAGCUGCAGCGAGGACCUGGAGCUGUUCCCCGCAUCAUGAGACCCAUGAUGCCUUCCAACCCUGGACUCAGGCACCUGCUGCAGCAGCAACCGCAGUACAGACCGACCGGCGCCCGCGCAGCCCCGCCUCAGCAGUUCGAUGACGUCAACAACUACGACUUUAUUUAAACUUUGAUACUCUAAAAACCAUUUAAAUAAAAAGAAAAAUGGAAAGAUGUACUUCUGCAGUUGAACCAGCGACCUUUUGGAAUACCGGUCCAUGCGCUCUGUCCUACAGUAUGGCCGCUCUCUGCUUCCCGCUGAAAAUGCCGCCCACCCGCUCUCGAUUACCUCACAGUUACCGCCUGUCAAUAACGCGACCAGUCGACCUGUCUUAUCUCACUCAUGAAAGCAUGGUACAGUCACCGGUAUUAUGUGAUGAUUUCUGUACCUUGUCACGUUAAUGUCUUAUUUGAAAUAUAGUACGAAAUUGUCAAACGAUUAAAAGCGACAAGGUAUAGAAAUCAUUACUUACACACGGGCUAUGACUGUGUGCGUAGGAACGAGUUUGGGAGGAGAGGUUUUUUUAUAUAUUUGAUCGCCAUUGUCGGAGGUGUGGUGUCUCACUCACGUUAUAUUGUAAUAGACGUUACAAUUUGUAUAUCUGUACUGUUGUUUAUUUUAAGGUAAUAAUGAAUUAAUGAUUUAAUCAUUUUAUAAUAUAAUGAUUUGUGAUAUUCCUAAACAAAAGUUACCACACCGGUUGUGAGGUCGAUUUUAAAGCCUUAUUGCCGAAUAAGUUGUAAAUUUUGUUUAUGAACGACUCAUUUUAAUAUAGGACAUUGAAUAAAAGACUUUAAAUUAAA